Molecule: messenger RNA, 1768 nt
Organism: Galeopterus variegatus (Sunda flying lemur)
Lineage: Eukaryota; Metazoa; Chordata; Mammalia; Dermoptera; Cynocephalidae
Gene: ATP1B2
Product: ATPase, Na+/K+ transporting, beta 2 polypeptide
Exons: 7
Coding region: 481-1353 (290 amino acids)
Biological process (GO): intracellular potassium ion homeostasis; sodium ion export across plasma membrane; potassium ion import across plasma membrane
Cellular component (GO): sodium:potassium-exchanging ATPase complex
Molecular function (GO): ATPase activator activity
Source: RefSeq, a predicted model, not a curated record
CCGCGGCGGCACCACUAGUGGUGCGGCGGGCUCCGCUGGGCGGAGGAGCCCUGAACGGUCACCAGUCCCUUUUUACAGCCUCUUUGCAUCUCGGAUUUCGGGGCGGCCCCUCCCCCACCUCUCCCUGCCUCUUUGCACCCCGCUUUUUUCUGCAUUUCGCUCGGUUUUGUGGCCUCCCGUUUUUGUACCCCUUUUCGUUUUGCUUCUGGGAGGUUUGGGGGUUGAAGCUGCAUUUGCACUCCUUUCCCUUGUUAUCCUCCCCUGCUCUGACAGUCCCCCUUUUCAUCGCAGUCGGGGGGCCUAGGAUCGGUGCAUACUCCGCCGCGCUGCCGGUACCCCACAGCGCGUGGCCGUGCACCCCGGAAUUUGCAGCAGCUGCAUAUCUGAGGGGGUCCCCCUCGACCCCGCCGCCUUUGCUCCUCGCGCGUUCAGCGCGCGGCGCCCCUGCUUCUCCGCAGCCCCUCGCCCCGCGCCGCCAAGAUGGUCAUCCAGAAAGAGAAGAAGAGCUGUGGGCAGGUGGUUGAGGAGUGGAAGGAGUUCGUGUGGAACCCGAGGACGCACCAGUUCAUGGGCCGCACCGGGACCAGCUGGGCCUUUAUCCUCCUCUUCUACCUCGUCUUUUAUGGCUUCCUCACAGCCAUGUUCACCCUCACCAUGUGGGUGAUGUUGCAGACUGUCUCUGACCAUACUCCCAAGUACCAGGACCGACUGGCCACACCGGGUUUGAUGAUUCGCCCCAAGACUGAGAACCUUGAUGUCAUUGUCAACGUCAGUGACACUGAAAGCUGGGACCAGCAUGUUCAGAAGCUCAACAAGUUCUUGGAGCCUUACAACGACUCCAUCCAGGCCCAAAAGAAUGAUGUCUGCCGUCCUGGGCGCUAUUACGAACAGCCAGAUAAUGGAGUUCUCAACUACCCGAAACGUGCCUGCCAAUUCAACCGGACCCAGCUGGGUGACUGCUCCGGCAUCGGAGACCCCACCCACUAUGGUUACAGCACUGGGCAGCCCUGUGUCUUCAUCAAGAUGAACCGGGUCAUCAACUUCUAUGCAGGAGCAAACCAGAGCAUGAAUGUUACCUGUGCUGGGAAGAGAGAUGAGGACGCAGAGAAUCUGGGCAACUUUGUCAUGUUCCCGGCCAAUGGCAACAUCGACCUCAUGUACUUCCCCUACUACGGCAAAAAGUUCCAUGUGAACUACACGCAGCCCCUGGUGGCCGUGAAGUUCCUGAAUGUGACCCCCAACGUGGAGGUGAACGUGGAAUGCCGCAUCAACGCUGCCAACAUCGCCACGGAUGAUGAGCGAGACAAGUUCGCCGGCCGUGUGGCCUUCAAACUCCGCAUCAACAAAACCUGAGGCCCCUUCCUCCCGCCCCCACCUCUCCUGUGGAUGCUUCUGGAAUGUCCCUGACCUUGCCUGAUCUCUCCCUCACCCACCCCAAAGGUAUUUUUUACUACAGACCUAUGACUUGUCUGAGCCUCACGCCCUUUUCCUUGACUUCACCCAGCCUGAUUUCCACCGUGGUUCCUUGGCUACACGCCUUCCCCCCAUCUCCUCCCAGUCCUAGCUCAGAGAUGGGGAGAUGGGCUACCCAGGUGGCCACAGAGAAGCUAAGAGCCUUUCUAGUUCUGGUUUGGCAGUGAGUGGGAUGUCUUCAUGACUACCCAUCUCUCCUGCCCUCCCGUCCUCUGAGCUAUAAAAAAUGCCCACCAAUCCCCCGCCUACACACACACUGUGCACGCGUGCGUGUGCACACACGCACCCCUCGUUC